AUGGCCGCCACCACUUUGCGCGCUGUCACGCAUCGCUUGACAACUACACCGGUUGACCAACUGCCCUCGAUUGCUGCAUUCCUCGCGGCCUCGCUGAGUGAUUGCGCUGAGCUCCUCUCGGCGCCACAAGCCCAAAAACCGGGCAAGGGGGACUCCGAUCAUGCCGUUCAAAUUCACAAACUAAAGACUCGCCUGGCCAGUCUGCUGCAAGAUCGCACCGUUGAGGGCCGAUGGACUGCCGUGGUUCUAGUUAAGGCCACCGUCGAAGCCGGACAAUGGGAGAUCUUGCGGGGCUAUGAGCCGAUCGUUCGCGGUCUGAUUGGUAUUCUAGCGAAACCCGACCCGGUAUCCACCCGGAAGAUGUGCAUUAUCACAUUAACUCGCAUUUUCCACCUCACAUACCAGUACCCGACAUUGGUUCGCGAAAUUACUACACCUCAUCUGCCAGGAUUUGUGACUGCAGCGCUGAACCUGGUCUCGACCUUGGUCAAGCUUCCCUCUGGAUCAAGCCGGAAGCCGAAGCCCAACACACCAUUUAUGGAAAUUGUCCUUCAUGCCAUCCUCGAACUAAUCCCUCGUCACCCCACAAUCUUCCGUCCCUUUGGAACCCAGCUUUGGUCUCUGCUCGGUGAUAUUCUCAGCUCCUCUUCGCAAGUGUACUUUCCAGAGCAGGUGUUGGAUGUCGCAGAGCAACUGUUCGCUUCUCUUUACAGAUGCGCGCCCAAGGACAAAUCAGGCUUGGGUUGGAGCGAUGAGUGCAAGUCGACCAUUUUGUCUGCCCACCGAGCCGCCGACCAUGUGUUUCGGGCUAUCACAGAGCAAUGGGAGUCGGUGGAUCCAACUUUGGUUCACAUUAAGCAGGACUACAGCAACGAAUUGGCGGAUCCGAGCGCUGAUGCUCUAGGAUUCCCGGGCUGGACAGGGAUUCAUGCCGGAACCGACAGGCUGGUUACACUUUUGCGAAUUCUCUCUGAAAUUAUCUCCAUGCCUUCGGCGGCCACCAUCGCCAUCCCUCUCGGCUCAAUUCUCGACUUGACUUCUCGGCUUACAUCCGUGACUAUUCCGCCGAAUGGGGAGGCUUCGCAGAAUGGCGUUCAAUUCAAUCCUCAAAUCAGCCGGGACGAGCGGGAGCUGUUGUGGGCCGAGCUGCCUCGCAUUCACAUUGCCUGUAUGGACUUGCUUGCGCAUGUUGUUGGUGUGCUAGAAACUAGCACAGCUCCAAUUUCGCAGAACAUCCUAGAGCAAGUGACCUGGGUCUUUAAGAAUGAGAAGUUCCGCAGAGACGUUCGCUCGGCGUCUUAUGACUUGCUUUCCUCCGUCUUGAAAUUGACCGGACCUGCCAUGACGAAGCAGAGCAUAGGCUCCGUUGCAAAUGUCCUUAGGGUCUGCUGCCAUGACCUGCUUCCUCAGUUUGAAGACUCUGGUGCGGCCGGCAAGUCGCAGACCGAUGCCAAGUCGAAGUCAAAAGGUGGUCAAGGUACAGCAAAUGCAGACUCAUUUUUGGACCCCGAGCUUCGUAAGAAGCAGCAAUUAAAAGCUUGCCCACAGUUCCCCGAACUUCAACAAGCUGCAUCUGGACUUCUGCAAGGUGCUCUGACGUAUAUUUCCCCUGGUCUUUUGGCGCCUUCCGUUCGCGCGGAAAUUGACCGCACCAUCAUCCUCACUUCGAACAAGGAUGCCAUGCUUGCUAGUGUCCUUAACCCAAUUCCGGCUGCCAAGGGUCGUGGCGCUGGCUCUAGUCUCAUCCCGUUUUUGGUCCGGGGAUACUCUGAUCAAAUGGAGGUCGAGGCUUUGGUCCGUCCCAGGAUGCCCGUCCUGAUGACCGCUCCGGAGCUUGAUGCCUAUGCUGAGAUGGAAGAAGAUGAAGAGGCCGAUGAAAUGGCUGAUGAGCCGUUCAAUGCUCCCUCCCAAUCUGCUAGCUUCUUGACACAACCGGCUGCUACCUCUGUUGAGGCUCAGAAGACCGAGCCCUCCGCAGCUUCGGUGGCACCCCUGCAGAAGCGGACUUACUUUGAGGAGACUAGCGCUGAAUCGCACUCCUCUCCGGCAUCGGGAAAGCAGCCUGUGCAGGUUAAAAAAGCUCGUUUCGAAGAGAAGGCUCAAACACCUGCCUCUGUCCCCGCAUAUCAACCUACCAAAGUUGAAGCCUCGAUGGUCCCCAAACAUGUCCAGGCUACUUCCCAGGCGCCAGCAACAUCCCAAGUCGCCGUGGAGGCGUUGCCCGUUGAUGAUAGUGAUGACGAGCUCCCCGCUUUGAACAUCGAUCCCGACACUGAUGAUGAGGAUGAUGAUGAAGAGGACGAUGAGGAUGUGGCGAUGGAGGGUUAG
Molecule: messenger RNA, 2328 nt
Organism: Penicillium subrubescens
Lineage: Eukaryota; Fungi; Ascomycota; Eurotiomycetes; Eurotiales; Aspergillaceae
Product: RIX1/PELP1 family protein
Exons: 2
Coding region: 1-2328 (775 amino acids)
Biological process (GO): rRNA processing
Cellular component (GO): nucleus
Source: RefSeq, a predicted model, not a curated record